Caenorhabditis bovis is the source of this 2400-nucleotide messenger RNA. Lineage: Eukaryota; Metazoa; Nematoda; Chromadorea; Rhabditida; Rhabditidae. The record is from the annotation of a GenBank genome assembly.
AUGUACUCGACGGGCACCGAGCUCAUCGCGUCGGUCGUCUAUUUUGCGCCGCCGCGCGAAAAAUCGCGCAAACGCCAAAAUAUGGUGUCGUUUCGAUCGAGAUCGUUUGGCGAUGAUGAUGAUGAUGAGCAACAGAAACAGCGGCUCAUUGAGCAUCAUGAGGAGAUGGAUGAGGAUGAGGAUGACGACCAUAUCAACAAAAAGACGCAAUAUGAGCGCCCGUAUGCGAUUGCGGGAUCAUCGACAGGCGAUUCGUCGCAAUUCAAGUAUGGCACGUCGGGACCCAGCUAUCAGACGAGCUACAAUACCAACACACUGAAAUCGUCGUCGUCGCCGCGCGAUUCGGGCUUCGACAGCUCGCCGACGCGCUAUCGCAAAUUUGGCGAUCCGCCGCUGUCGUCCGACACGGCGACGAGCGACGUUGAGGCGACGAAGGCGGCGCGCCGCGGCAAUCCGCUCUUCACCACCGAUCCGAUGAAGCUCGGCGGCGAGUUGAUCAACACGAAAAUUGUCAAAGGGCCCAAAGGUUUGGGAUUCACGCUGAUCGGCAAUGACGCGUCGAGUAAAGGCGACGAAUUCAUACAGGUGAAAUCGGUGUUGGCCGGCGGUCCGGCGGCGGCGAACGGCAUCCUUCGCACCGGCGACAUUCUCGUUCGUGUGAAUGGCCAACUUUUGCUCGGCGCCUCGCAAAAAGAAGCGUGCGAUGUGUUCGUCGCGAUUCCCGUGGGAGAAGCGGUUGAUAUUCAAGUGUGUCGCGGUUAUGAGUUGUUCAUCGAUCCGACGAACAGGAUCAUCACUGAAAACGUCUAUUCAUCGGCCUACCGAAAUCGGGAUUUGCACGAGAUUGAGAUUUUCAAAGGCGCCGAAGGAUUCGGAUUCACGAUCGCCGACAGCAUUAACGGACAACGCGUCAAAAAGAUUCUGUAUCCGUCGCAGUGUCCGAAUCUCAUGGAAGGCGACACGAUCGUCGAGCUCGACGGUCUGAAUGUGCGCGCGAUUCCGCAUACCCAGCUCGUCGACAUGCUCCGACAACGCCCGAUUGGCUAUCAGGGCAAGUUGACGGUGAAACGCGCCGGCGGCGUCUCGCCGAAAUCGCGAUCGCGAACACCGUCGGCGGCGUUUCGGUAUGGCGAAGCCGACGCGCCGACGACGACAACGACGACGAUGACAGUUGGCGGUAGAUCAAAAACGCCGGCUGGCCGAUUGCCGUCUAGAGGGAAUGACGAUGAAUCGCAACCGUCGAGGAAUACACUUCAACGACAGCCGGCGGUUAGUGUUGAUCAAUGGGACGGCAAUCGGAUUCGAUCGAGCUCGACGACGCUUGGAUUCGCCACACCGAAUUACAUUCCGAUAAGCACGUUCAAUCAGAAAUCGUCGGACCUCAUCACAGUGUCGCUGAUCAGAAAGCCGGUGGGAUUCGGAUUCCGACUUCUUGGCGGUUGCGAAUCGAAAACACCGCUGUCGGUCGGUCAGAUUGUGAUUGGCGGCGCCGCCGAAGAGGACGGACGCCUUCAGGAGGGCGACGAGAUCGUCGAAAUCGACGGCCACAAUGUGGAAGGCGCCUCGCAUUCGGAGGCCGUCGUUUUGCUCGAAACCGCCGCGCACAACAAACACGUGAAGCUGGUUGUGCGACGGGCGCAUCGGAAUGACUAUCGACGCGGUUCGCUGAAUUCGGCGACGACGAACGACGCCAAACACGAUGUGAUGCUUCAUCGCGCCGAGACCGACGGCUUCGGAUUCGUGUUGAUGUCGUCGCAUCACAAGAAUGGCUCGACGAUCGGACAGAUUCAGCCCAACUCGCCGGCGUCGAGAUGCGGACGAUUGAACGUCGGCGAUCGUGUGAUUGCUGUCAAUGGAAUCGACAUUCUCAACAUGCCGCAUCCCGAUAUUAUUGCGUUGAUCAAGGAUUCGGGUUUGUCGGUUCGAUUGACGGUCGCGCCGCCGGAUGCCGGCGGACCGGUGUUGCCGGUCGCCUCGUCGACGCUGAGCCGCAAUUUCACGCUCAAUGGCAAUUAUGCCGACGCGCGCGACUAUGGAUUCCCGCCGCCGCCGCCAUCGACGACGUUCGACAAGAACAACUCCUACAUUCCAUUCGACGCGAUGAGCAUCAAUGAUCGAGUGCCGAUGAAUGGCUCAAUGAUCGACGUUGAGCUCGAACGCGGCGCUCGCGGGUUCGGCUUCUCGAUUCGCGGCGGCCAAGAAUUCUCGUCGAUGCCCUUAUUUGUACUCCGAAUCGCCGAUGAUGGUCCCGCGAAAGCCGACGGACGGCUGCAGGUUGGCGAUCAAUUAAUAACCAUAAAUGGUCAAAGCACGAAAGGAAUGACGCACGAUGAAGCGAUUCGAUUGAUCAAACAGCAGCCAACCGUAAAAUUAAGCGUUCUCCGAAACCGAUUGCCUUGA